AUGGCUCAAAUCACACAUCUUGCAGGUCGUUUUGCGGUGCGUGACAUGCGUCAGACUGUGGCUGUCGGUGUGAUUAAGGGUGUGGAGAAGAAGGUCUCCACCACUGACAAGUUAAAAAGUAAAGAAAUAAAUGUCGCUUACCACAACACUGUUGCUGUGCAGAGCCAUCUGACAGCCACACUCCUGACCUCCAUCCUGGCAGCGGUGCUCGGCUCCCUGCACCACACCGGCAACAUCAACGCUCCAGCCAGAAUCAUCGAAGAGUUUUUCAACCACACCUGGAGAGGCAGACACAACCAGUCGAUGCCGGAUCACAGCCUGACUCUCCUGUGGUCACUCUCUGUCAGCAUUAAGGACUUUGGAGCCUUGCUGGGCUCGCUGGGGGUAAAAUAUGUGGCUGAUUCUUACGGCAGGCGGAACUCCAUAUUAAUAGUCAACUGUCUGUCUGUGGUGGGAGCAUGUCUGAUGUCUGCCUCCAAAGCCAGCGAGUCAUUUGAGGUUCUGAUUCUGGGACGGUUGGUGUUCGGUCUUUUCUGCGGCCUGGUGAUGAGUCUUAAUCCCCUCUACAUCCAGGAAGUGUCCCCUACCAAUCUGAGAGGGGCCUUCGCUACACUCAACCAGGUGUCCUUUGCCUCUGGCAUCCUAGUGGGAAUGGUGGCUGGUCUGGAGACAGCACUGGGUACAGAGCAUUACUGGGCCAUGAUGCUGUCCCUGUCCCUCAUCCCGGCCUUGGCACAGUACAUGGUCCUGCCUUUCUGCCCCGAGAGCCCUCGAUACCUGCUCAUCAACCAGGGAGAGGAGAACAAGGCCGAGGCUGCCCUGCUGAGGCUGAGAGGCAGCGCAGACAAGGUGCUUGCUGAGCUAGAAGAAAUGAAGGAAGAGGCCGCCCAUACUCAGAGCAGAGUCACCAUCUCUGAGUUUGUCAAAAAGCGCAGCUACAAGCAGCCAAUCAUCAUCAUCUUCGUCGUCAACUUGGGCAGCCAGCUGUCCGGAUCCAACGCGAUCAUUAAUUAUUCCACCAGAAUGUUCCAGGCCAAGUUUGAUGAG
This is a messenger RNA of Monopterus albus (swamp eel), 1047 nucleotides long. RefSeq names its product solute carrier family 2, facilitated glucose transporter member 1-like. Gene Ontology annotation, cellular component: plasma membrane. NCBI's taxonomy places the organism in Eukaryota, Metazoa, Chordata, Actinopteri, Synbranchiformes, Synbranchidae. The annotation marks the transcript as partial. The transcript is spliced from 7 exons. Gene Ontology annotation, molecular function: D-glucose transmembrane transporter activity. Gene Ontology annotation, biological process: dehydroascorbic acid transport. The record is from RefSeq and is a predicted model, not a curated record.